CCUGGGCGAGGCGCCGGAGUUCGGAGUCGGGGCUGCCGGGGGUCGCACCUCUCUUCGACGCACCUCUCCUCUGGAGCCGCGCCUGCGACUGCUCCUUAGGCGGCCGUCGGGCCGAGAACCAUGAGCGGCGGGGGCGCGGGCUGCUCCGCAGGGCUGCUGCUGACGGUCGGCUGGCUGCUCCUGGCGGGCCCCCAGUCCGCGUGCGGGACCAACGUCACCGCGGUCCAGGAUCCCGACCUGGGCCGCAUGCGCGAGAGCGAGGGCGAGAACGACGAGGAGGCGGAAAACGACAGCGAGGCGGUGGAGAACGACACUACUGAAGAGAAAGACAGUGAAAGAGAAAUUUCAAAUGGAACAAUAGUCAAGGAAGUAGAAUACGGCAUGUGCACUGUUACAUGUGGUGUUGGUAUUAGAGAAGUUAUAUUAACAAAUGGAUGCCCUGGAGGUGAAUCCAAGUGUAUUGUGCGGGUAGAAGAAUGCCGUGGACCAGUAGACUGUGGCUGGGGUAAACCGCUUUCAGAAAGUCUUGAAACUGUUAAACUGGCGUGUGUUCAUGUAUCUCCUGUAAAUCGUUUUAAGUACAUGUGGAAACUUCUAAGGUCAGACCAGCAAUCCAUUAUACUUAUAAAUGAUUCAGCAAUCCUAGAAGUACACAGGGAUAUUCACCCAUUGGCUUACCAGUGUGACACUCUAGAUGAUAAUGAAAUAGUAGCAUCUGUUAAAUUCACAAUCUAUACAACAAGUGAACUGCAAAUGAGAAGAUUAAGCCGGGCGGACACUGAUGCAGUCCUAGUUUUUGUGCUGACUGUUGGAGUCAUUAUCUGUGUAUUUGUGAUCUUUGUAUUGAUCUUCAUCAUUAUAAAUUGGGCGACUGUCAAAGCUUUCUGGGGGGCGAAAGCCUCAACUACUGAGCUACAUUCUGAACUGAGUUCUGUGAGAUAUAAAGAUUCAACUUCUAUUGACCAAUCACCAACAGAAAUACCUGGACAUGAAGAUGAUGCUUUAAGCGAAUGGAAUGAAUGAUGUAUGGAUGAUAUAUGACAAACCAAAGGAUAUUAGAGCAUAUCAGAUUCAUUAUUAUAAAAAUAAAAUAUAUAGUGAAAUACUUUA
Molecule: messenger RNA, 1110 nt
Organism: Tupaia belangeri chinensis (Chinese tree shrew)
Lineage: Eukaryota; Metazoa; Chordata; Mammalia; Scandentia; Tupaiidae
Gene: SPACA1
Product: sperm acrosome associated 1
Exons: 9
Coding region: 121-1023 (300 amino acids)
Biological process (GO): acrosome assembly
Cellular component (GO): acrosomal membrane
Source: RefSeq, a predicted model, not a curated record